AUGGUGAGCGAAUAUGGCGAUCAUCAUUUAUCAGUGGAAUUGAUAAUCGAGAUUCUCUUAAGGCUGCCAGUGAAAUCGCUUCUACGGUACAGGUGUGUUUGCAAAAAGUGGUAUUGUCUAGUUCAAAACUCACAUUUUCAUGAAAAGCACCAUCAUCACAACCACCAUAGUGCACGACUCCUUGUUCUUCACUAUAACUACACCACAGACAAAUAUUCUUUCGCCCUAUUCCCUGAUGAAACUCUUGCAAGUGAACCGUUUAUUUAUCACGAUGUGAAUGAUCUUCAGAUGCCAGGCAAUCCUAGUGUUUUUGGUCCCUUUAAUGGCAUACUUGGUCUUUGGGUAAGAGAUCGCCUAGCUCUAUGGAAUCCCGCUACAAGAGAAUUCAAGCCACUCCCUGUACCCAACCCCAACCUUCCACCUGAUUUUAGCGCCUAUUGUUAUUUUUUUGGGUUUGGAUUGGAUCCUGUAACCAACUACUAUAAGGUGGUUUGGAUUCGGUACUUUUGGGAUGACAAAGAUGACAAUCCUUACGACCCUAUUGUUGUUGUAGUGUAUAAUCUCUGCACUGGUUCUUGGAGACUCUUUGAAUUAGACUCUUCUCAAUGUGAUUUCAUACAAGAUUCUUUGUGUAACACAUACACAAAAGGAGUUUAUUAUUGGAUGACCAUUCGUAAUGGCAAAAUAUAUAAAAUCCUUACAUUCGACAUGAGUAAUGAGAUUUUUCGAAAUAUUAAAGCACCGCCAGAUAUUCCCGAAUCACUAUGUAGUCAUCUUUCCAUGUACAUUGAUUCUAUUGCUUUGUUACUUUAUGAAGUAAAUGCAAUUGAAAAAUAUUUUGACAUUUGGAUUAAGAAGGAUGAGGACUGUUGGACCAAACAAUUUACUAUCGGACCCUUUUUAGAUGUGGCUAGGCCACUUGGUUUCUGGAAGAACAAUGAGUUCUUUGUAGAGCUAAAAACUUCAAAGUUGGCUUUAUAUAACCCUGAUACUCAAGAAAUUAAGGAUCUUGGACCUCGUGGAAAGGAUUAUUGUCUUAUAGUACUUAUUUACAAAGAGAGUUUAGUGACGGCCAAGGGAGGAAAUGAAGGCCAAGAAGUGGGUAAUGCUUCUGAUAUGGUUCAAGUUCAAGAUUUAUUCACAUAUCCUCCUAUUGUCAUAUGUGGAUGUCAAACAGUCGAAGAAAUUCAGUCUGUUAUAAAUGUAUAA
This is a messenger RNA of Cornus florida, 1209 nucleotides long. Its product is annotated as F-box/kelch-repeat protein At3g23880-like. NCBI's taxonomy places the organism in Eukaryota, Viridiplantae, Streptophyta, Magnoliopsida, Cornales, Cornaceae. The record is from RefSeq and is a predicted model, not a curated record. The coding region runs from base 1 to 1209 and encodes 402 amino acids. The transcript has a single exon. Gene Ontology annotation, molecular function: protein binding.